Molecule: messenger RNA, 503 nt
Organism: Dentiscutata heterogama
Lineage: Eukaryota; Fungi; Glomeromycota; Glomeromycetes; Diversisporales; Gigasporaceae
Source: the annotation of a GenBank genome assembly
AUGACAAUUUUGUCGUACUUCCGAAUAUUAUCUCGAAGACCUGGAUCUCCCCCAAUAGGGCCUAAACCAGAUACUACUUUACCACAACAAUUAAAUAUUGAAAAUACUGAAACGAGUCCAAUAUCUUCACCAAAAUCUCAACCUUCUUCAACACAACCUUCUUCAACAAUAUCUAAUAAAUAUCAAAUUCCUACUUCAUUUACUAUACAUCGUUUCAAUCCUGCAACUAAUCCUAAUAAUACUUCAAAUGCAGAUGCUUUAUUACCAGAAGAAAGUACUCCUAUUAAAACACAACCAACAACUGCUGCUACAACAACAAAUGUUAUGGCUUCUUCUUCAAUACAUACUAUAGAUCAACCUACUAGUGUAGUUAUUCCAAUGCCAAGUACUUUUGUAUGUAAAAGAGAUGGAAGAGUAAGGUGGUGUGAAACUUGUAAUUAUGUGAAACCCGAUCGAUGUCAUCAUUGUUCUGAAUGUAAUCGUUGCAUACUUAAAAUGGAUCA